AUGAACGGUGGUGUCCGUGGAUUAAAGCGAUUGGCCAGUACGAUAAGUAGAAACUUUGGAGGCCAGAAAAAUUUUGAACGCCGAAAACAGCUGCAUGAAGUUGAAGAAAAGAGACGUUUCUUUCUAUUCAAAGUGCGAUGGCAAAUUGGUCUACUUGCCAUGCUGGGCUUUAUGAUUGCAUUUGGCAUCAGAAGCAACUUUGGUGUCGCCAAAAAGCGAAUGACUAGCAAUUUCACAGAUGCUAAUGGAUUGGUGCAUGUAAAAGAAUUUUCUUGGACUUCGGCCGAGUUGGGGAUGAUGGAGUCCUCGUUUUUCUAUGGCUACGCUGUUUCCCAGAUUCCGGCUGGGAUGUUGGCUGCUAAAUUUGCUCCUAAUAAAUUGCUUGGAUAUGGUGUUUUACUCGCUGGUGUACUGAACGUCCUGACGGCGGUGGCUCUCAGCUACCAUCCCCUUUCCGACGUUUUGGUAAUGAUCUGCCAAGUUGUGCAGGGGAUGGCUUUGGGUGUCUGCUACCCAGCCAUGCAUGGUGUCUGGCGCCACUGGGCUCCUCCACUCGAUCGAUCUCGAUUGGCCACCACCACAUUUACUGGUGCCUACUUUGGUGUGAUGAUCGGACUCCCAGCUACGGCUCAACUGGUAUCGCAUGAUCAUUGGAGUACACCUUUUUAUGUUUUUGGUGUUUUGGGAGUAGUCUGGGCCCUGGUUUGGCUAUCCCUAUCCGCUAGUACCCCAUCGGAACAUUUUUACAUCAGCGAGGAUGAGAAAAAUUUUAUUGUGGAUCGAGUUGGUCAAGUGACCUUGUCGAACAUGACGCUCUCUACAAUCCCUUGGGGCCAAAUAUUAAAAUCCCUGCCUGUUUGGGCAAUUAUUGUCUGCAACUUCUGCCGCUCUUGGACCUUUUUUAUGCUAAUGAACAAUAUGGUGACCUAUAUGAAAGAUGUACUGUCGUAUGAUAUCGGAAAAGCGGGUGUUAUCGCGAUGUGCCCCCAGGUGUUGAUGAUCAUCACCGUAUUGUCGUCCGGGCAGAUUAGUGACUAUUUACGUGCGUCGGGUCGUAUGAGCACUGAAAAAGUGCGGAAACUAUUUAAUACGCUUGGAUUUGGCGGAGAGGCCCUAUUCCUCUUGGUCCUGUCUUUUUCUAAUGAAAGUGCUAUCGUUAUUCCGAGCUUGAUAGCUUGUGCCGGUUUUGGAGGAAUCAGCAUUUCUGGCUUUAACGUCAACCACUUUGACAUCGCUCCCCGUUACGCUGCCAUUCUAAUGGGAUUUUCAAAUGGUAUUGGAGCUCUAGCCGGAGCUGGAAGUUUGAUCACGAGUCCCUUGACCUUAAAUAACCCCGCCGGCUGGAAAUAUUGUUUCCUACUAGCCUGCGUCGUCGAUAUUUUCGGAAUCAUCUUCUUCCUCCUCUUUGCUGAGGGUGAAGUCCAAGAUUGGGCCAAGGAGCAAGAACCCGAGAUCUCGACCCAAGAGAUUGUGCGCAGGAUUUCCACCAUCGUCCGUCAAAUGUCCACUCGACUAUCUUUGAGGAGCAAGAACCAGGAACCCCGUAAAGAAGAAAGCACAUUCGGUAUGUCGAUGGACACGGGUCUAGCGGCACUGCGAAACCGAACUACCGUACUCCCAAGCCCCACAAAUAGUGCCGGGCCGGCCCCCGUAGCUGGCCGGGGUCUUCGAGCUCUACAAGGAAUUGACAAUCGCGGAUUUGCAGCCACAAUUGGGGCCCUGGGAGUCAACCUCCCCUCGACCACAUUCAAUUCGAAGCUUAUCACCUUAAUU
Messenger RNA from Mesorhabditis spiculigera, 1773 nucleotides. NCBI's taxonomy places the organism in Eukaryota, Metazoa, Nematoda, Chromadorea, Rhabditida, Rhabditidae. The record is from the annotation of a GenBank genome assembly.